AUGGGAGACAAAGACACUGUAGAGAAGUUCCUUGACAACAACCCACAGUUUGCUAAGGAGUACUACGAAAAGAAAGUCAAGGCAGAUGUGAUCACUGCUGCCUUCAACAACCAGGUCCAAAUCAAAGACCCGGCCUCUUACAAGGAUGUCACCACCAUCCAGGAGGCCGAGUUCAUAUUCGAGCUCGUUAAGGAGAUGCAGGGCAACGACCCGAUGGAGAAAGGCCUGCAUAAAGUUCUCCAGAGGAUUGCUCUGCUCAUCCAGGCAGACCGCCUCAGCUACUUUGGUUACAGGGCUCGUAACGGAACACCGGAGCUGUCCACAAUCCUCUUCGACGUGACGAACAACUCUGCAUUUGAGAAAAAUCUGGUGAACCCCAAUGUAGAGAUUGUUUUCCCCACCGACAUGGGAAUUGUUGGAUGGACUGCACACACCAAGAAACCCCAGAAUGUUCCUGAUGUGAAGAAGAACUCUCACUUCAGUGACUUUGUGGACAAACAGACCAAAUACACAACCAAAUGCAUGCUUACGGCUCCUCUUAUGAGUGGAAAGGAACCCAUCGGUGUCAUCAUGGCACUCAACAAACAAGGUGCUGAUGAAUUCUCUAAGAGCGAUCAGGAGCUCUUCAAUAAAUAUGUGAACUUUGCUGCUGUGGUUGUUCUCCAAGCGCACACUGCUUACAUGUGGGACAUAGAGUCCAGGAGAAGCCAGGUGUUGCUGUGGUCUGCAAGCAAAGUUUUUGAAGAGCUCACGGAUAUUGAGAGGCAGUUUCACAAAGCCUUGUACACCGUGAGGACUUAUAUCAAAUGUGAGAGAUACUCUGUCGGACUUCUGGACAUGACCAAAGAGAAGGAAUUCUUCGAUGAGUGGGCAAUCAAACUCGGAGAGCAGGAGGCUUACAAGGGCCCCAAGACACCUGAUGGCAGGGAAAUCAACUUCUACAAAAUUAUUGACUACUUGUUGGAGGACAAAGAGGAGAUUAAAGUUAUCCCCGGCCCUCCUGCAGACCACUGGGCUCUGGUUAGUGGACUCCCAUCAUAUGUGGCUGAGAAUGGAUUUAUCUGCAACAUGAUGAACGCUCCAGGAGAUGAGUACUUUGCAUUUCAGAAAGAAGCAGUGGAUGAGACCGGAUGGAUGAUUAAGAAUGUCCUCUCCCUUCCAAUUGUCAACAAAAAGGAAGAAAUUGUUGGUGUUGCCACUUUUUUCAACAGAAGAGAUGGCAAACCAUUCGAUGAGAACGAUGAACAAAUUACAGAAGCUCUGACACAGUUCCUCGGCUGGUCCACUCUAAACAGCGACACAUACGACAAGCUGAACAGGACAGAGUGGGGGAAAGAAAUUUCCCAGGAAAUGCUCAUGUACCAGACAAAGGCCACACUAAGUGAUGUGCAGACUAUUCUGAACACUCAAGAUAAGUUUGGUUCUGCACCAGAGGACUGCGACCAGAAGGAGAUGUACAAGCUGCUGAGAACCACUAUCCCUGAAGCCAAGUCGGUGGAGCUGCUUGAAUUCCGCUUCAGUGACUUUCCUUUGUCGGAGCAUGACCUCAUCAAGUGUGGUAUUCGCUGCUUCUUUGAAAUGGGGGUGGUGGAGAAGUUCAAAGUCCCAGCAGAGAUCCUGACAAGGUGGAUGUACACUGUUCGAAAGGGAUACCGCGACAUCACAUACCACAACUGGAGACACGGCUUCAACGUUGGACAAACCAUGUUCGCUCUGCUGCUAACAGGUAAACUGAAGAAGUAUUACUCUGAUCUCGACGCCUUCGCCAUGGUUGCUGCUGGAUUUUGCCACGACAUCGACCACAGAGGAACCAACAAUCUCUACCAGACAAAGAGCGCAUCCCCACUGGCAAAACUUCACAGCACCUCAGUGAUGGAGCGGCAUCACUUGGAGUACAGUAAAACACUGAUGGAGGAUGAGAACCUGAACAUCUUUCAAAACCUUCAAAAGCGUCAGUUUGAAACAGUGCAGCAUCUGUUUGAAGUUUGCAUCAUUGCCACUGAUCUUGCCCUCUAUUUCAAGAAGCGAACAAUGUUCCAAAAAAUAGUAGAAUCAAUGGAGGGGAUUCCAGACGAGAAAGAGAAAAUCGGCUACGUCUCCAACAACCCAACCAGGAAGGAAAUUAUCAUGGCAAUGAUGAUGACAGCUUGCGAUCUGUCAGCCAUUACAAAGCCAUGGGAGGUUCAGAGCAAGGUCGCGCUGAUGGUGGCCGCAGAAUUUUGGGAGCAGGGAGAUCUCGAGAGGACAGUUCUUGAGCAACAGCCAAUUCCAAUGAUGGACAGAAAUCAUGCUGAUGAGCUCCCCAAGAUGCAGUGUGGUUUCAUCGACUUUGUUUGCUCCUUUGUGUACAAGGAGUUUUCUCGUUUCCACACAGAGAUCAGCCCCAUGUUUGAGGGGCUGAAUAUCAACAGGGGAGAAUGGAGAGCCCUCGCAGACGUCCACGAGGCCAAGAUGAAGGCCAUCGAAGACGAGAAGAAAAGACUGGAAGGUGGAAACGAAGAAGGUCAAGAUGGCGGGAAGUCAAAGACAUGCAUCAUCUGCUAGAACAACAACGCCACCGAAGCAUUUAUGGAUGUUCGUCUGGAUGUGUAUUUGUACAGUGUGUGUAUGUGUUCACAGAUGAGGGAAUUCUGAUGUGCAAAAUCCAUAAAUUGUUGUUUUUAUAUGCUGUGCAAUUUUGAUCAUCUAUCCUCUGAUACAGAAAGCUAUCUUACUGGCACUAUUGAGUAUAUACAAUUUGUAUGCAGUACUAUGGAAACAGUAAAUAUGC
Stegastes partitus (bicolor damselfish) is the source of this 2770-nucleotide messenger RNA. RefSeq names its product cone cGMP-specific 3',5'-cyclic phosphodiesterase subunit alpha'-like. Lineage: Eukaryota; Metazoa; Chordata; Actinopteri; Pomacentridae. Gene Ontology annotation, biological process: signal transduction. Gene Ontology annotation, molecular function: protein binding; 3',5'-cyclic-nucleotide phosphodiesterase activity. The record is from RefSeq and is a predicted model, not a curated record. The transcript is spliced from 22 exons. The coding region runs from base 1 to 2544 and encodes 847 amino acids.